This is a messenger RNA of Guillardia theta CCMP2712, 1560 nucleotides long. RefSeq lists its product as hypothetical. The coding region runs from base 1 to 1560 and encodes 519 amino acids. The record is from RefSeq and is a predicted model, not a curated record. Lineage: Eukaryota; Cryptophyceae; Pyrenomonadales; Geminigeraceae. The transcript has 7 exons.
AUGGCCAGUGGUGAAGGAGACGGAUCAGAAGUCACAGCAUUGAGUUCGCUGGAUAUAAACUUGGAGACAGCAACCGUGAAUAUCUCUUUGAAGACGACGAGACAAGUUGAUUUGGAGGGCCUGGAGCUUGCCUAUGAAUUCCCUGAGAAUGUGGAAUUUAAGAACGACGAAUGCGUUGAGAUAGCGAAGUUGUCCCUCCCUAUCCAACCUUUUUCUGCAGAGAACCCGCCACCAAAUGUCACAAAUCUCUUCGAAUGGUUUUCGAGGAUACUCGCUGAGGACAACAGAGCUGUCCUUGAGUUUUCACCUUCCUUAACGAGAGAGAUCCGGGCCCAAUUGUUAAAUGUUGCCAAGAAUCAAGGCGAUGCUGAACAGAUAUGGAAUUGGAUUAAAGCUGAAGCCAAUGACCUUUCAAAUCUGACAAAAGUGGACAUCCAAGAGAUGAUUGCCAAUCGAAACAUGUCAGAUGAAGUGCUAGCGUUGGUCAUCAGGCACGAAAGUGCAGAUCGGCUCUGUACAGCAGCAGCUGAGGGUGACAGAGCGACAGUCGAUGACAUUCUCUCGGUGGAUCCUUCAAUCCUGCACGUGACAUCCAAGCAAAAGAACCAGCUUGCUUUGCACGCCGCAUGCCUUGGGGCUGGAUCUCCCUCCUGUUCACCAGCUGAAAUGGUGGAUUACCUGUUGCAAGUGGGUGCUCGGGUGAACGAACCAGACGGGUAUGGACGAUCGGCCAUGGCCAUUUGCAGGCAGGAUGGGUUUGGACCAUCGAUUCGAUCUGUGAUUGACGUGCUGGAGCGCAAUGGUGGUCGAGAGAUUGGCCUUGUGAAGCCAAGGGCAGGUCAGGCUCCUCCUGGGAUGAAUGGCCGAGGGGUUCCGCCUAAGAGCCGUGGCUUCGGGGGGCCGCCCCCUCCCGCCGGUGGAAUCCUCUCAGCUCCGACAGACAACUGGCGAGGUGGCAAUGGGGCUCAGAUGCCGUCACCAGGAGCAGGAGGUUACGGAGGGCGGUCACCUGGACCGGCGUACAUGGAGCGACGGGACCCUGGAAUUUUGACGAACAAGCCCGGGAACAACUUUGGCUCGGCUCCGUCAGGUGGUUGGAGGAACGGAGAUAUGGGAUCCCGGCCUGCCCCUGCAAACGAUCAGAAUGUCAAUUGGAGAGCAGCUGCACAGUCACCCAAAGGGGGUCAGUUCGGAUUGCUCGCAGAGCCACGAGAAGAGAUGGGAGGAAACUGGAGGAGCGCUCAGGGUCAAGUGGGGCGAGGCUCAGCUCCCUUACAGAAGGGCCCACAAGUCCCUCCAGAAAAUGACUGGCGAGCUGGUGGGGCAGGGAAUGCAGCAGGCAUGAAUCGCAGAGGAAUCAUAGGGAAGGGCCCUGCCUUUGACAGCAACACCUUUGAGGUGGGAGACCGUGAGAAUGAGCUUGCCAAGAUCCGUGGCGUCGCUGCAGACAAGGAGGCAGCGGCAGCAGCCGAGAAGAUGAUGACGAUUCCGCGUGGACGAGCGGUAGUCGACGACGAGGACUAUGAAGAAAUGGAUUUUCGGCCAGUCAGGAAGCUCUGA